Molecule: messenger RNA, 3915 nt
Organism: Corythoichthys intestinalis (scribbled pipefish)
Lineage: Eukaryota; Metazoa; Chordata; Actinopteri; Syngnathiformes; Syngnathidae
Product: serine/threonine-protein kinase DCLK1-like
Exons: 18
Coding region: 210-2477 (755 amino acids)
Biological process (GO): protein phosphorylation; intracellular signal transduction
Molecular function (GO): protein kinase activity; ATP binding
Source: RefSeq, a predicted model, not a curated record
UAGGGAGGGCUGCAGCCGCUACUUAAUUGGUGUGCCGUUGAGCUUUUGCUUCUUUCCCUUCAUCAUCAUUAUCAUCCGUGUGAGGAAGGGGCUCCGAAGCCCUUCUGCUUUUGUUAACUAGUCCAGCUUUUUUCACUCUGGAGGUGACGGAGGAGCUUAGCUCUCGCGUCGACAGUACCGCGGUGGUGGUGCUGGCGCCGCCGGGCCACAUGGACAUGGAGCACUUUGACGACCGAGCUCAGCGUCAAGGAGACCGGGCCGGGUCGGCGUCCGGAGCCGCUGGGGCCACGGGGGCCGGGGCGCGCGUCAAUGGCGUGCAGAGCCCGGCGCACAGCGCACAGUGGAGCCUGUUCCGCGCGCCGCGCAGCCUGAAGGACUUGAGCGCCGAGAAACGUGCCAAGAAGGUCCGCUUCUACCGCAACGGCGACCGCUUCUUCCACGGCAUCGUGUACGCGGUGUCCACCGACCGAUUCCGCACCUUCGACGCUCUGCUGGCCGACCUGACGCGCGCGCUCUGCGACAACGUCAACCUGCCGCAGGGCGUGCGCAACAUCUACACGUUGGACGGCUCCGGACGCGUCGGAAGCAUCGAUCAGCUUGUUGAAGGCGAAAGCUACGUGUGCAGCUCCGUGGAAUCUUACAAAAAGGUGGACUACAGCAAAAACGUCAACCCCAACUGGUCGGUGAACGUCAAAGCGUCAGGCACCGGCUCGGCCCGCGGGCCGCCAUCGCUAGCUAGCGGUGUGCCGCCCGAGAGCCGCGACAACAAGGACUUUGUUCGGCCCAAGCUGGUGACAGUAGUCCGCAGCGGCAUGAAGCCCCGCAAGGCCGUGCGAGUUCUGCUGAACAAGAAGACAGCGCACUCCUACGAGCAGGUGCUGACCGUCAUCACCGAUGCCAUCAAGCUGGACUCGGGAGUUGUUAAAAAGAUCUACACGCUGGAGGGGAAACUGGUGACGUGUCUGCAGGACUUUUUCGGCGACGAGGACGUGUUUGUUGCAUGUGGACCGGAAAAGCUGAGGAACCAAGAUGACCUGAUGCUGGAUGAGACUGAGUGUCGCAUAAUGCGGCCAAUGAACUACGGCAAGAUGUCCUCCAUCCGGGGUUUCUCCCAUGGCUUUCAACCUAACGCGACGCAGCAAGUUGCCCCCGUCAAUGAACGGGACGCCCGCCAGUCAGCUGUCCCCGCCACAGACGGCGAAGUCUCCCUGCCCCUCCCCGACCAGCCCAGCCAGCUUCAACCAACGACGCCGGUUGUCCUCCACUGUGGAAGCUCAGAGGAAGCAGUACUCCGUGCAGCCACACGGGGCAACAGAGAGCAUACUGAGGACUCUCAAGGCUCUUCUUCGUCACAGUCUUCCACUCAAGCGUCCAGCCCGGUAAACAGCGAUGGAGCCGUGACCGACGAGGAAGUGGUUGCAGACGAGGUUCCUGCCGUGCCUUCCUACAUUUCGGAACGCUACACGGUGGGCCGCAUGCUGGGCGACGGCAAUUUUGCAGUGGUCCAUGAGUGCACGGAACAUUCGACCGGACGCCAUUACGCACUGAAGAUUAUCAACAAGGGCAAAUGCAGAGGCAAGGAGCACAUGAUCCAAAACGAAGUGGCCAUCCUGCGGCGAGUCAAGCAUCCUAACAUCGUCCUGCUCAUUGAGGAGGUGGACACGUACGGAGAGCUCUACAUGGUCAUGGAGCUGGUCAAGGGGGGAGACCUGUUCGACGCCAUCACCUCGGCCAACCGCUAUACGGAGAAGGACGCCAGUGGCAUGCUCUACAACUUGGCCAACGCUAUCAAAUACCUCCACAGCCUCAACAUUGUGCACCGGGACAUUAAGCCGGAAAACCUUCUGGUAUAUGAGCACGCAGACGGCAGCAAGAGCCUCAAACUGGGGGACUUCGGUUUGGCCACGGUGGUGGAUGGACCUCUUUACACUGUAUGCGGCACCCCCACAUAUGUAGCACCGGAAAUUAUUGCAGAAACCGGGUAUGGCCUGAAAGUGGACAUCUGGGCAGCCGGUGUGAUCACUUACAUCCUACUGUGUGGUUUCCCUCCUUUCCGAGGGAGCUGUGAAGAUCAGGAGGUUCUCUUUGACCAAAUUCUGAUAGGCCAGGUAGAAUUUCCUCUGCCGUACUGGGACAACGUGUCAGAUACAGCCAAAGUGCUGAUCCGAUCAAUGCUGGAGGUAGAGGUGGACCAGAGGUUCACGGCCCUGCAGGUUCUGGAGCAUCCGUGGGUCACAGAUGAAUGUCUUGGUGAGAACGAUCACCAGCUAUCAGUAGCAGGAAAGAUCAAGAAGCACUUCAACACCGCGCCAAAGGACAGUGAAAACACUGAGGCGCUCAUUCCUUUGGACGGAAGCUUUUCUAUGCAGAGAUCCGGUUCGUUAGACCUCAACCAGCACCCGGCUAUGUAUUGGAUAAGGCCUCCUCUGUUGAUAAGGAGAGGUCGCUUCUCUGAUGAAGACGCUACCCGGAUGUGAUGCCUUUGCAAACUUGCGUCCAAACCCUCCCUGAAAUGUCCCACCCAAAUGCCAGCCUCCCAUGUGACUCUGAUGACAUCUCCAUCAUCUCUGAAGAGUGUGGGAAUAUCUUCGCGGAGUUCCCAAAGAGGGAAAACUGUUACGCAGAAAAAAAAACAAAAAAACCUGGGAGAAUUCUUGGACAUCUUUCCAAGAGGAGAAGACUUUUUUCUUUUUUUUUUAGCUAAUUCAUUAAUCCGAGUUGUUACAUCUCUCAUUCCCCUUCUGUGAUGGAACCUCCUUGGCAAUAUGGACCAAUGAACUUCAUUUUUUUUAAAUGUCGUUUGAUCGGUGGAAGAAAGUAGGUGUUUUUUGCCGUAGGCCCAUGUAGACUUUGACAAAAAAAUGCGACUUAGGCACUUUUUAUUACAAAACAUGUUGGAAAACGGAACAAAGACGUAUCGGUGUUGCCAAUGUUGCAUUAUGAAGCUUACAGACUGUGGAAUUGGUCGACAUUCAUGCGUUUGAGUGCUAUUUCGUUCACUGCUGGUGUGUAGCAAACAUGUUUACAUGACCCCUCCACCUCCGCCACCACAGUAUAGGCCUCGCUGAUGUCAAACACUUGCAGAACCAGCAGCACUCAAGUGGAUUUACUUGCCACCUGGAAAGACCUCAUUCAUCUUCAGCUUUGAUUUGUUCAGCAUAAGACACACAGUAGCACUAAUAUGGCCGCCAAUUGGCAGACCUGUGUCUUUUUUCUAAUUAUAACUCAUUGGCUGCCAUUGACAGCGACAGACAUCCAAAACACUUUGGUUGCGUAUUGCUGCCAGUGACACUGAAACAUGAUCAUUCACUCCUAGUCCUCCCAUUUCAAAGGAAUUUACAUCCAUUGCCGUCUACGGCUUUCCGUAACGUGUCGACCGUAUUGACUUCGAUCAAUACCAACUAAUGGAUAAACAGCUACAAAAGCGACAAGAGCUCACAAAAGUGCUGUGACACCUGCACUACACCAUUACGCCUGUUGCAAUACCAAUACAUGUACGUACCUCUCUUUGACAGUGCUCUAUCAAUAAGAACAUGCUAUAAACAGUUAUUAAAAUGCUUAAAAACAAAUGUCCCGGUCUAGUGGAAGUUCAUUUUUGCUAGAGAAAAUAUUAUGUAAUGAUUUUUACUUUAUAGCUCUGAUGAUCUUUUUUCUCUAACAUGUUCCUGGUCGGUGGCAUGGUGUCUGAGUGUUUAGAACAUCCGCCUCACAAUUCUGAGAUUGCUGUUUCAAUCCCAGCUGCGGCCUCCGUGUGUGGAGUUUGUAUGUUCUCCCUGUUCCUACGUGGGCUUUCUCCAACUUCCCAAAACAAGCAUGGCAGGCUGAUUGAACACUUCAAAAUGUCCGUACGUGUGAGCAGGGGUGAAAAUGGCUAGAAUUUCUUGCCGGAACUCCCCGACGUGAAGGUCGCCACUG